AUGGUGAAAAGCAGCGCCUCGCUUCUCCAAGAGAGGGCUUUGUCAGAGGCACCUCACCUCCUCCCAAAGUUGGAAGCCCUCAAGGAUUUUUUCGCGAAGAAGAUUUUAUCUGCGCCGGAUGUUUGCGUUUCGUACAUCCUUAUCACGUUAUCUCUUCGACAUGGGCCAGAAAGAACAGUAUCUGGCAUUAGGCAGCCGAACGAGUCUUUCGUUGAAGUGUCUCAUGAAUCGCCUUACGACUCGGCAUCACUAGGUGAUCUUCAGGUUCAACAAAUUCUCGGAUGCGAUGUGAUCAGUGACCGUGCGCUUGCUCGCCUUCAUUUGCAUCGAGAGUCUGCCACUGUCCGCGAUUUUUGGAUGAAAGCCCGUUUGCACAAGAUUCCGGACCAUGUCGCUCUAUGUAUAGAUAGCUUUUAUUUUGGAUUGCGGCCCCUGAGGCUGAUGUUUCGCAUACCCAGUCCUGAGGAACUUCUUGCCAUGCAAGCUGAAGGGUCCAGGUGUGUUAGCGCAUUGAUCUCUUCGAAGAUGCUUACACAGAUUUUUGGUCACCGUGACUGCUUGGAAAUGCUGCUCCACGAUCUGGCUCAUAUGGAGAAGUUCGUAGAAGCUGGACGUUUUUGGCAGCAGGUUGGCUUUUUUUCCUUUCUGCAUGCAAGUGUGGCACCUCUCCAUUUGAAGUGGCGGGAGGUUCUUGGCAAAAGAUGGGAGCUGUCCUGGCACUAUGUGUCAGCAGACAUGAACGCAGUGGCAAAUCAUAUGUUGAUGACCCUCAAGGCACAGCUGAUGGUUGCCAUGGCGCGGAAGACCCUUCUGGACGCGGGGAUUCCACGAAUUCCUACUGAAGUCACCGAAGACGAGUUGGAGGCAGUCAAGGCGGAUGUAUAUCCGCGUGCAAGCAUGGCAGAGUGGAAACCUUCCCUUGCUGAUGCUGGUUUGCUCAGUCAGUUUGAGGAGUCUUUUCGACGAGAGUGGGAGCAUGUUCUUGGGGCUCAUGUGAGGCAUGCCGAAGAUAAUUUCCCUGGCGUUUUCGAGGAUGGCAACGCUGAAGGUCUUGCCGAUAGCGUCGUCCAUCAAGCUUCCUUUGACCUUUGGCCACGACCAUCUGCAGAUGAGUUUGUAAGGGCUGCAACUUGCAAUGACCCAUUGCCUGCAGACAAGGCGGCGAUAAUUGCUCAUUUUGAUGAGCUUGGCCGAAGAGUCAUGAAAAGUGGCAGAAGCUGCUCCUGCUGGGAGCACGAUUUUCCCUUGCUGUGGUCAUGUGUAGACCGCGGGCUGUUACUCUGUUUGGCAGAUCCGGUGACCUCGUUUUCUUUCCGCAAGAUGCCCAGCCAUCAGCAGCUGCCGGGUUUGCGAAAGGCAGACGUUUGUGCUCAAGCCAUGCUUGCUGCCGGAAUGCCAGCUUUUGCGGUGCGUGCCGAGCAUUGCCCAGCUAUGCCGAGCUGCUCUGUUUUGAACGAUAACGGCAUUCGAAUCGCUUCUCCAGGCAUCAGUGGCAGUGGCGGCAGCUCCACAGUUCCAUCAGUCAGCAGUGUGCAUUCCAGGGAAGAAGCAAAUGAAGUUGGAAGCAAAAGAGGAGACCGUCCAAAGCUAUCCAUGGAAGAUGCUGCCGAGCCUUGGUGCAAUAGGAGUCUGUUUGAGAUUCUCAGUGGCAGACUCGUUCAAGCCACGCCAGAUCAAGCCAGCUUUGCAUGUGGCUAUGCCUGUGUGACAUCCGUAUUGGGAAGUGAAAUUCCAGCGAUUGAUGGGUUAGGUUUCAGCACUGCAGGCAAUAUUGCAAAGAUGCUAACUUUAGUCCUCAUACUACUGCAAUUGAGCAUUGCCAGAGGCACGCUUGCAGCAGGAGUGACUGAAAUGGACGAGUGCAUCAAGAUUCUACCUCAGUGCGUGCAUGAAUUGUGGGAGUCAAAUCAGCGUGGAGAUGCUACCAACGAAGAAGAGCUAAGCUUUGGCUUGCUAGCAGCCUGGAUGAAAGGGCUCUACACGAAGAAAGAUCCACCUUAUUUGGCGAGUGAUCUCCAGUUGAGGGCAUCAACUUUGAAGCAGCUGAAAGAAUUGGCAAGCUUCAGCUUGGCCAGCCCUGACCACUUCAAAUAUGCAAUUGGUGUGGGCCAAAUGCUUUUCCUGUACUUUUGGUGGGGCUUACACCCGCCAGAUGAUGAAGACAACCGGCUUCUAGGUCCAAGUAUCGAAAUUGUAUCUUUGUCUGCCAGCCUGCACACGGCCAGCGUGGCUGGAAGCUGUUCUUCACCGGGCAUAGCUCAAAUAGAAUUUGAAGCAAGGAAAUGCCCGUGGCGCUGGCGCUUCGUACUACUGUUGCUGGUGGAAAUAGCCAAGCAGUUGGCAGCUUAUAAAGAUUUGAAGGGUGCUGCUGAGCACUUCCGUUUGGCAGAGGCACACCUCAAGACGAUGCGGAUGUUGCCCUACUUCGCACACCAUCGAAGCUUGCUUCCAGGUCAAGGUCCCUACAGGGCCAAUCACAACGAUGAUCUUCUGCGCAGUUCCCAGCACUGGCCAGUUUGGCCGCGCUCUGCGUGGCCACCCCUUGCCAACUUCCUGGAAGAACAUGCCCACAUUUUCCGUGCUGAACUUGAUAGAUUGAUACUUGCUGAUAUGGACUACGAUGAGCUUUUCCGAACAGUGCAGGAACAACAAACAGAGUUUACUCCACUUCCGAAAGACUGGGGCCUCCUGGAUCUGAUCCGCCAAGGCAACCGCACUGCAGUAUGUCCUUACACUCCGCAAAGCUGUGCGUUGUUGGAAGAGCGUCCUGAAAUCAAUGCGCACUGUUUCUCAGAGCGCGUGCCCAAUGCCGGGGUUGCCUUUGCGCGACUUCUUCCGGGCUCUGAAAUAAAACCCCACUUUGCCACAGAGCCAAGUUUAGCAAUUCACCUGGGAUUGAUAACACCACCUGGUGCAGAGAUGUGGGUAGCCAACGAAACGGUGACUUGGUCCGAAGGCAAAGCAGUGGUGUUUGAUGAUACAUUUUUCCACGGGGUGCGUCAUCGAGGGAUUGAGGCUCGUUAUAUCUUGCUCGCGUGGAUUUGUCAUCCUUGCGACUUGCACUGGAGAAGUUCAGCGCAGGAUUCUUCUGCUUUGCCGCUCCAUUGCGACAAGAAGAUGGGACGUCGCCCGGAGCAGAUCUACGACGAGCUCCGCUGCCUCCACGGCCUGUUGCGCCGCUUCCACGGCGUCUGCGUCGACGCAGCGCGAUCCACGCUGCGGGAGACGCGCGGCUGGCGGCUGGAGCGGCUGGCGGAGUUGGGGAGCGCUGGGAAAGUGGUGGAGUACAUUCGCAAUCAGAGAGGAUGGUUUGAAGCAGCUGGAUCUCCAAUUUGGCAGCAGGAAAUUCCUGAUGAAGUGGACCUGGAGAGCCUUCCAGUGACGUUUGAUGCCCUACACUACGAUGAGGUUUGGAACAUGAUCCACGCCUGGUGGUCCAACCGUAUCUCCGUCAAGACCAUGUUGCCUUUGUUGGAAGACGCCCGCAUCAACCAGGUGCCAUUCGAGAGCAUCCGUGAAUGUCUUUGUGGUCCCUGUGCAACCGAGAAGCGCAACCAGAACGCCGAUGCCCUGAAGGCCCUUCUAGAUCAACUUCGACCGAUCUACGAGGAAUGCAAGAAGGAUGCACGACAGGCUCUUCGUGAGACCCGCAACCAAUCCUUGAAGGAGUUGAAGAACCACUCCAUGGCAAAAGUCUUUCAGCACCUGGUCAAACACUGGUGCUUCGUGGACGACGAGGACGUGGAUGUGGAUGCCCUUGAAAUCUCAAGCGAGGCAGUAAGGUUCCUCUUCCUCCCGCGUGCGGAGCGCGCAGAACGUGAGCUGCAGGGCAUUCUUGAUGCGGCGGCCCUGGAGCACCUGGAGACAAAGCCCCUGCGCGCAGUCCUGAUGUGUUUGGAGGUGUUGCCAAAGAAAGCGACAUUGAAGGAUUUGGAGGCGGAUCUACAGAAGCCCAUUGCUGAGGAGCUGUUGCCCUUGAUCAGUGCCAAGGGUGGCACGGUCGCGCAAGAUGCUGGCGCCAGACUGCAAGCAGUGCUGCGUCAACGGGAGGAAGCCAAGUGAGUUCGCGCAAAAAUGCGGCGACCAAUGGACAUUUGCAGUUCACUUUUAAGUUUCAUGGCCGGCUUGCAAAGGCAACUAG
Cladocopium goreaui is the source of this 4141-nucleotide messenger RNA. The record is from the annotation of a GenBank genome assembly. Lineage: Eukaryota; Dinophyceae; Suessiales; Symbiodiniaceae.